UCCCCUGCAGGUGGCCGCUGUCCUGGAUGACAGCUAUCCGGCGCCGAAACAUCGAUAGACAGUCAGACGAAAGCCAUGGCGGCCACGGGUGGAGGGAAAAUCAGAAGCAGGAGAUAUCACAUCGCUUCUAAACCUUACGCCAAGAGUAAACAGCAGUCAGGCCUCAUCAGUCGAGUGACGGACACGGUGAAGAGCAUCGUUCCUUCCUGGCUGCAGAAAUACUUCAAGAAUGGAGACCCUCCUGCAGGACAGACAGGACAAGGGACGGAGCAGAACUGUCAACCGUCACCUCCUCCUCCUACUCCUCCUAAUGGUAAUGAAGAGGGACCUCCUCCCAUUGAUGGGCGCGACUCCCCAGAGCCAAGCACCAGUAAUACAGAACCCUCGACCAGCCGAGCAUCCCUGAACUUUCAGGAGUAUGUGCUUUCUCGGCCUCCGCUGAGUCGUUCUCACCUCCACUUUACCUCGCUGGAUGCUUCCUCCCCUACAAUGGGGGCCUCCAGCAGCCUCUUCUCUCCACCCUCCACUUCUUCAGCCCCAGGCCCCUUCUCCACAGGCUUCUCUUUGGUCAAAGAAAUCAAGGACAACCUCUCGCAACACGAAGACGAUAACAUCUCCACCACGAGUGGGUUCUCCUCCCGUGCAUCCGACAAGGAUGUCCCAACUUCAAAAACCGCAUCACUUCCUCAGCUUUGGUCCCCAGAGAUGGACAGGACACACUCUGGACCUCAGCAGUCUCAGUCCAGUCUCAAAAAGCCUUCUUUCAACCUGUCUGUGUUUGGAAACUCCUCCAAUUCGACGUUAAACAGCACACUGCUGAACUCUAGCCAGCUCGGAGAUUCACCUUUCUACCCUGGGAAAACCACGUAUGGAGGAGCAGCUGCAGUCAGAAGCUCCCGCGGUCGUCCUGGCACUCCUUAUCAGGCGCCGGUGAGAAGACAGAUCAAGGCCAAGCCCGCCGGCGCUCAGCCCUGCGGCGUGACCAGCGCCACCGCCAGGCGCAUCCUGCAGUCUUUGGAGCGCAUGUCGAGCCCACUGGCUGAUGCAAAGAGAAUCCCAGCACCCACAGCAGGCUCGCCCAGUCGUUCUCCAUCGAUGGACGUCUUAAACCAAGAUGGUCCCCGUCACCAGGCGAAGAAGAAACGGAUGGACUCAAACCUCCCCCCAGUGCAGAAACUCGUGGUUCCAGCUCCAGCUUCUGUUUCAGGAAAUCGAUCCGUGUCUUUCAGGCCGACUUUGACGCCUGGAGGACUCACCCGAGCCCUGGACAGGACGCCAAGGGAAAAGACGCCCACAAGACAAUCACCACAGCUACCUGAAGCAACCCCAGGUCCAUCUCAAAGCACAAGGAGUUUCAGUGACCCGGUCUACCCUCUGUCCAGCACCCCUGCAGCCAGCAGCCUGAGCUCUGGAGGGGGCAAAAUCAGGAGAGAAAGGACCACAGCACGACCUUCCUCCAAACACACUGAAGAAGAUGAGGUGGCUGAAGCACCGGUCCUUCCAAGCAUUUCACUACCAAUCAACAAAUCAUCUUUGCCUACGUUCAGCUUCUCUCCAUCUUUACCACCUGCCACCUCUGCCAGCUCCGCCCCCAGCUUCACAUCCACUACCCCUGCGAAGGAGACGCUCACAAACAAGGAUCCACCAAAGGCCUCCACACCGCCCUGUGCACCUUUCACAUUUUCCUCUCCUAUUGUCAAGGCAACUGCAGCCAGCCCACCUUCUUACUCCCCUGCUGUUGGUUUCACCUUCAGUGCACCUGUAGCAAAGCUGGCGCCGUCCAUGUCAAACGGAAAGCUGACGGCGCCCACAGCAACAGCUGUGAAACCUAUAGCAAGCAAGAGCACAGAGGAAUUUGAAGGACCUUUCAAACCGGCCAAGACCUUGAAGCAGGGCAGCGUACUGGAUCUUCUCAAGUCACCUGGUUUUGCUUCUCCUGUUGUUCAAAACUCUCCUGGCACCAACACCGCCUGCCAGCAGCCACCCGCCCAACCCACAACCACUCCUUCGCCUGGCACAAGCUUCUCCUCUUCGCUACCUUCGCCAUCAGGGUUUGGUGGUCUGUCCGGUGCCUCGGCGGGCUGGAGCUGCGACGUGUGUCUGGUUGAGAACAAGCAAUCGGAAGUAAAGUGCGUUUGCUGUCGGGCCCCAAAGCCGAACUCCUCACCAAAAUCGGCGGAGAGCAAAAAAACUCCUGCCCAGAGCAGCAGCACAAGCACCGCCUCUGCCUCCACGACGACAGGAUUCAGCCCGAUCUUCUCCAAGCCUGCAGGAACCUGGGAGUGCGACACGUGUCUGGUCUCGAACAAACCUGACGCAGUGAAGUGCGUGGCCUGCGAAACGGCCAAACCCGGGACUGGACUCAAACCGUCGCUCACUUUCCCCCCCAACUUCUCAGCUGCUAAGACUGCAUCCACACCCUCAGACCCAGUUUCCACAGGGAUCAGUGGGUUUGGAGACAAGUUCAAAAAAUCAGAGGGUGCGUGGGAUUGUGAAACAUGUUUGGUACAAAACAAGGCUGAGGACACAAAGUGUGUGGCCUGCAUGGCUUCUAAACCAGGAGCUUCGGCAGCUGUAUCUUCAGCAGCCAGCAGUGCCCCAACGUUUGCUCUGUUGGAGCAGUUCAAGACACCAGAAGGAUCAUGGGAAUGUGACACCUGCAUGGUUCAGAACAAAGCUGCUGAUGUUAAAUGUGUUGCUUGUCAGACAACCAAACCAGGAGCUACAGUGGAACCUAAAGGUAAAGGCAAGACGUUUUAUCGUUGAAUGUUUAAUAUCUAA
Messenger RNA from Poecilia latipinna (sailfin molly), 2781 nucleotides. Its product is annotated as nuclear pore complex protein Nup153. Gene Ontology annotation, molecular function: structural constituent of nuclear pore. The transcript is spliced from 17 exons. Gene Ontology annotation, cellular component: nuclear pore. Bases 76 to 2766 code for a protein of 896 amino acids. The record is from RefSeq and is a predicted model, not a curated record. NCBI's taxonomy places the organism in Eukaryota, Metazoa, Chordata, Actinopteri, Cyprinodontiformes, Poeciliidae. Gene Ontology annotation, biological process: RNA export from nucleus; protein import into nucleus.